Molecule: messenger RNA, 1142 nt
Organism: Sitodiplosis mosellana (orange wheat blossom midge)
Lineage: Eukaryota; Metazoa; Arthropoda; Insecta; Diptera; Cecidomyiidae
Product: protein lethal(2)k10201
Exons: 3
Coding region: 155-1024 (289 amino acids)
Source: RefSeq, a predicted model, not a curated record
GUGUGUCAAUUGUCAAAGCAGUGCACGAAUGUAAAUAAAAAGGUAGAAGAAACAGCUGCACAACCAGAAAUAUCAUUUGAAUUUGCACAAUAAUCAUACGACAUAUUGAUAGUGAAUUUUUAGUUCCGGGACAGAAUUUAACGAUUACGUUGGAAUGGCAUCGACCAAAGUGCUUCAAUUGGAAGAUAAGGUGGCAAAACUUCAAGAAUAUGGCUCGAUCGGAUAUCGGGCGAUGGAUGACCCGUUCUUUGUGGCAAAUAACACUGUGAUUUUUAAGCCCUUUGUUCGUCUCGGUGUUUAUCGGUACGACGAUGAAAGUCUUUGCCAUAAAUCGAACCGCGUGCGAUGCAACAUUCCCAAAUGUAAUGAGGAGUUUGACACGAUAUUUGCAUAUGAAAAUCAUUACAAUUCAUUGCAUCGUUUCUUGUGCGCUCAAUGUUCAAAGAAUUUACCAAGUGCUCACUUGCUCGAUUUGCACCUGUCCGAAAAACAUGAUUCAUUUUUUGCCGUGCAAGCCGAACGCAAACCAAUGUUCCGCUGCUACUUGGAGGAGUGUUUAAAGUUGAGUCAAACACCGUCCGAGCGUCGAGAUCAUUGCAUUACAGAGCACAAAUUCCCGCACGACUUUCGCUUCGAUUGCUAUGGUCACACAAAGAAAAGCAACAGCAACAAUAAUAACAACAACAAAGUGGAAAGCAAAAAAUCCAACCAAAAAUCGGCAAAUCCAAAGUCAUCAUCAUCGACCACCGUUUUGCAGCCACCAAAAUUGGUGUCGGUGACCACACACGAUGAAGACAUUGAAUUGGAGGAUAAAUCGAUUUUGUUGACGGCACAGCGAAAACAUUUCACCAACUUUUCAUUCGGUCACAAAAAAUCGAAGGCAUUCCGUUCGAAUGCGCCAGCGCACAGCUAUGUUAAGCAGCUAACUGCCAAAUCUGAAACCAACAAACCACCAUCCGGUGGCGGCGGCGGCCUGGACAAUGCCAACUUGGUCGACGAUCUGAUGGAGAGCUUACCACAAUAAACAAAUGCUGGAAUUUAUUUUAUUUCAUAAUUUUUUUUUUAAUUCACUCAAAUCGUAAAACAUUUUACCACAAAUAAAUAAGUUAAAGAAUAAAUUAAAAACAAAAAUGGAAAGAAAA